Messenger RNA from Funneliformis caledonium, 957 nucleotides. The record is from the annotation of a GenBank genome assembly. NCBI's taxonomy places the organism in Eukaryota, Fungi, Glomeromycota, Glomeromycetes, Glomerales, Glomeraceae.
AUGUCUACCUCUACAAAUUAUUCGGAACGAAAUUUUUCAGCGAUGUUAUUCUUUGAUCAGUCAGAAGAAUGGAGUCUCUUGAACUUUAUAAAGUACCUUGAUUCGAUAGAGAGUUUGCGCGACAGCUCUGAGCCACACCGCAAAUAUGGAAUAAUUCUAAAUGGAAUUAAGAAUGAUGAAAAUGAGUCGCAGAAAAAAAGGGAAAGAGCUGAACAAGCACUGUCAACAUACGAGGGAAAGAAAAAGUGUUUGGUCGAGUCUGAUAAUCCCGCCAUCGAGUUGGUGGGCACACUGGUGCUAGGUCGAGUCCGAAAUACCGCCGUCGAGUCGGAGGCGUUCUUCAGAGAUCCAAGAAUUUUGGCAACAGAAAAACUUCAAAUUUCACUUAAGGAAAAGACUAUAAAAAGCACUGAAAGAAUGAUCGGCCAUAUUAAUACAAUACAGGACGAAGCAAGCGAUAUUUUAGUUCUUGGCAAGAGGGAUAAUCUAAGACGAUUAAAAUCAGAUCUUGGAGUUGGAGAUAAUAUUGAAAAUGGUGGACUUACGAAAUCCCCUUAUGAAGACCAAGAGUCCGAUGAUGAUUUCAUGCCUGCCCGUCAACCAAAGCGAAAAAAGCAGUUAUCUCUUUCGAAAAAGAAUAAAGAGUCGGUUGGUUCAGCUAAGAAAGUCAGGAAAGACACGCUAUACUCAUCACACGAAGUACCAAAACCAUCAUCAUCACCAGGAGUGGCAAAACCAUUUUCAUCAAGCUUAGAAAGCGCAGGGUCUAGUGCGGAAAUGACUAGCGGUAUAAACGAAAUUAAUAGUCCCGAGCCACGUACUCCGCCUCAUCGAAUUUUUUCGUAUGAUACUUCAUCAGGUUCUUCCGUAUGUAAAGAACAUGGUUCUAAAGAUGAUACUUCCGAAGAUGAUCUCCUAAUGAAUCCCCUGUUGAUAUCACCGUCGAUUGCAAGCUAA